GUCGCUUUCGUUCAGAACAGGUUCCAGUACAGGCGUAACGGCAGGACGGCCUACGAGGAUCUGAAGAUGGUAAAGUACAGGUCCCCUCUUCUGAUCUUUGCCGAGAAUAUCCCAGCGAAGAAAUCUGGAGUUCCAGACAAUCGGCUUACUUCAGCGUGGCAGGCUGGAGUGUGGCUUCGGAGGUCCACGGCUACCGGCGAGCACAUCGCGGGUACUAUGCUGGGCAUCGUGAAGGCAAGGGCGGUGAAGAAGAGGCCAGAGGAGCUGCAGUGGGACAAGGAAGCGUUCGACAAGAUGGUGUUUCCAAUGUGGUCACAGACGGACUUGAAGGACGUUCGCGGCACAGCCGGCUGGACACCGACCGAGGGGCCGAGUUCAAGAGGUUACGGCUUGGUGGAACAGUGGUGGCACUACCAGCUCAACCAGCAGCAGCAACGAAGGCAGCUCCAGGACCGAGGGCGAGACCAGCGGCUGCAAGUCCUAAGCGCGAAGCAGUUGAUCGAGAAGACGGAGGACGUGGAGAUGUCCAUUCAGGUCGUGGAGCAGCUGAAGCCGAACGAGGAGGAGAACGACGAGCAGAUGAACAAGCGCGUGAUCAUGACUCGCAAGUUCACGGAACAGGAAAUCACAAUUGCGAGGUAC
Prorocentrum cordatum is the source of this 642-nucleotide messenger RNA. NCBI's taxonomy places the organism in Eukaryota, Dinophyceae, Prorocentrales, Prorocentraceae. The record is from the annotation of a GenBank genome assembly.